AUUUUAGAGGUUACGUAUUGUCAAACUCAAAACAAAAAAAUUUCAUCGGCUGAUUAAACUGAAGAAAUUACAGACAACAAAUCAAAAUGCCAGGCAAAUCUGUCCAAGUUAGGGCCCAACUAGCUACAAUGAUAGCUGUAGGAAGUUCUCACAAGGAUCAAGCUGAAAAGUACCGACAGAUCCUCGAGACAAUCCUCAAUGAUUCAGGCGAUGAGCUUACAGAAUGCCUUCAAGUUUUCAUCGAAGCUAUUGUUAAUGAAAACGUGAGCUUGGUUAUAUCCCGUCAGAUUCUAACCGAAAUCAGUCAACAUCUCCUGGGAUUAUCAGACGAUGUAUCGAAAGCAGUGUCACAUUUUAUGCUGGAUAAAGUUCAACCCAGAGUGAUAUCUUUCGAAGAACAAGUUGCCAGUAUCCGGCAACACCUGGCAAGUAUCUAUGAAAGGAGUCAAUGCUGGAGGGAUGCUGCUCUAGUUUUGACUGGAAUUCCUUUAGAAACUGGACAGAAACAGUAUCCUGUUGAUUAUAAAUUGGAUACCUACCUUAAAAUUGCCCGAUUAUAUUUGGAGGAUGACGAUCCAGUUCAAGCAGAAAGUUUCAUUAAUAGGGCAUCUCUUUUGCAGGCUGAAUCACGCAAUGAAGUUCUCCAAAUUUAUUACAAAGUUUGUUAUGCCAGAGUUCUGGAUUACAGAAGGAAAUUUAUUGAGGCAGCACAGAGAUACAAUGAGCUUUCUUACAAACCAAUUGUACAUGAAGAGGAAAGGAUGACUGCUUUGAGAAGUGCUUUAGUAUGUACCGUUCUUGCAUCUGCUGGACAACAACGUUCAAGGAUGUUGGCUAUAUUGUUCAAAGACGAGCGUUGUCAACAAAUGCCAGCUUUUGCAAUAUUGGAAAAAAUGUAUCUGGAACGAAUCAUUCAUAAAUCUGAACUGGUAGAGCUUGGAUAUCUUUUACUGCCUCAUCAACAGGCUACAACUGUGGAUGGAAGUACAAUUCUGGACAGGGCUAUCAUUGAGCAUAAUCUGCUCUCUGCCAGUAAACUGUAUAAUAAUAUAAGCUUCAUAGAGUUAGGAGCUCUUCUCGAAAUUGAUCCUGAGAAAGCAGAGAAAAUUGCGAGUCAGAUGAUAACAGAGGGAAGAUUGAAUGGAUACAUCGAUCAGUUGGAUUCAACUGUACAUUUUGAAACUAGAGAAACUUUGCCACAAUGGGACAAACAAAUUCAAUCUUUAUGUUAUCAAGUGAAUUCUAUAAUUGAAAGUAUUGGAAAGCAACAUCCUGAAUGGAUGAUGAAGAGCAUGGAAGAGCAGAUGGUCUCAUAGGUUUGUAAUAAACUGGGGGGUUUUCAAGGUUGUAUGAUUCAGUUUUUGCGAUUUGUAGUAUUCAUUUAACAAAUCUUUUCCUUCGAUACUCUUGUAUUUUUUAUAUUGUUGCUGAAGUAAGCCAUGUUUUUUUUUUGAGUACUUAUAGUUAACCGUCAUUGAAUUUUGCAAUUAGUUGGGUACCGGUAAAAUUUUCCUCAUUCGUACAUUAUGGAGUGGAGACAUUUUACACACAACUUUGGAUAUCCUUUAUUUAUAAAAUAUUAAGAAUUGCAUUAUUAAUAGUGGUUCAUAAAUAUAACAAAGUAUAUUCAGUAAAAUAUGUGUAAAUAUGUUUGUCAUAAAAAGUUGUCCUUAAAAAUAAAAUCUACAAAAAUCUUCAUGUAAGAUUUCCAUAUGUGAAGUGUUGUAGAAUAGUUGGCCGA
This is a messenger RNA of Coccinella septempunctata (seven-spotted ladybird), 1741 nucleotides long. RefSeq names its product COP9 signalosome complex subunit 4 (gene CSN4). Lineage: Eukaryota; Metazoa; Arthropoda; Insecta; Coleoptera; Coccinellidae. Bases 87 to 1316 code for a protein of 409 amino acids. The record is from RefSeq and is a predicted model, not a curated record. Gene Ontology annotation, cellular component: cytosol; COP9 signalosome. The transcript is spliced from 8 exons.